AUGAGCGCUAGACCACAGGCGGGCGCGCAGUGCCCCAAGUCCUUCACCGCCGGUCCUUGUUCGAGAAAGCGAGCCUUUGGUGUGCUAAAGACUUUCCUGCCCAUCUUGGAGUGGCUCCCCAAAUACCGAAUCAAGGAAUGGCUACUGAGUGAUAUCAUUUCGGGAGUUAGCACGGGGCUAGUGGGCACACUGCAAGGGAUGGCCUAUGCUCUACUAGCUGCAGUUCCUAUUGGAUAUGGUCUCUACUCUGCAUUUUUUCCUAUCCUGACAUAUUUUAUCUUUGGAACAUCAAGACAUAUCUCAGUUGGACCUUUUCCAGUGGUCAGUUUAAUGGUGGGAUCUGUUGUUCUGAGCAUGGCCCCCGACGAGCACUUUCUCAUAUCCAGCAGUAAUGGCACUGCAUUAAAUACUACCGUGGUAGACGCCACAGCUAGAGACACAGCAAGAGUGUUGAUUGCGAGCACCCUUACUCUCUUGGUUGGAAUCAUACAGUUGAUAUUUGGAGGUUUGCAGAUUGGAUUCAUUGUGAGGUACUUGGCAGAUCCCUUGGUUGGCGGAUUCACAACAGCUGCUGCCUUCCAAGUACUGGUCUCACAGCUAAAGAUUGUGCUGAACGUUUCAACCAAAAAUUAUAAUGGAGUUCUCUCCAUUAUCUAUACUUUGGUUGAGAUAUUCCAAAAUGUUGGUGAUACCAAUCUUGCUGAUUUUAUUGCUGGAUUACUCACCAUUGUCAUCUGUAUGGCGGUUAAGGAAAUAAAUGAUCGAUUUAAACACAAAAUUCCAGUCCCUAUUCCUAUAGAAGUAAUUGUGACAAUAAUUGCUACUGCCAUUUCAUAUGGAGCCAACUUGGAAAAAAAUUAUAAUGCUGGCAUUGUUAAAUCCAUCCCAAGGGGGUUUCUGCCUCCUGUACUUCCACCUGUGAGCUUGUUUUCGGAGAUGCUGGCUGCAUCGUUUUCCAUCGCUGUGGUGGCUUAUGCUAUUGCAGUGUCGGUGGGAAAAGUCUAUGCCACCAAGUAUGAUUACACCAUCGAUGGGAACCAGGAAUUCAUUGCCUUUGGGAUCAGCAAUAUCUUCUCAGGAUUCUUCUCUUGUUUUGUGGCCACCACUGCACUGUCCCGCACUGCUGUCCAGGAGAGCACCGGAGGAAAGACACAGAUUGCUGGCAUCAUCUCGGCUGUGAUUGUGAUGAUCGCCAUUGUUGCCCUGGGGAAGCUUCUGGAGCCCUUGCAGAAGUCAGUCUUGGCAGCUGUUGUCAUUGCCAACCUGAAGGGGAUGUUUAUGCAGGUGUGUGACGUUCCUCGUCUGUGGAGGCAGAAUAAAAUUGAUGCUGUUAUCUGGGUGUUUACGUGUGUAGUUUCCAUCAUUCUGGGGCUGGAUCUCGGUUUACUAGCUGGCCUUAUAUUUGGACUACUGACUGUUGUCCUGAGAGUUCAGUUUCCAUCCUGGAAUGGCCUCGGAAGCAUCCCGAGCACAGAUAUCUACAAAAGUACCAAGAAUUACAAAAAUAUUGAAGAACCUGAAGGAGUGAAGAUUCUUAGAUUUUCUAGUCCUAUUUUUUAUGGCAACGUUGAUGGUUUUAAAAAAUGUAUCAAGUCCACAGUUGGAUUUGAUGCCAUAAGAGUAUAUAAUAAGAGGCUGAAAGCACUGAGGAAAAUACAGAAACUCAUCAAAAAUGGACAACUAAGGGCAACAAAGAAUGGCAUCAUAAGUGAUGCUGGUUCAACAAAUAAUGCUUUUGAGCCUGAUGAAGAUAUUGAAGAUCCGGAAGAACUUGAUAUCCCAACCAGGGAAAUAGAGAUUCAAGUAGAUUGGAACUCUGACCUUCCAGUAAAAGUGAAUGUUCCCAAAGUGCCAAUCCAUAGCCUGGUGCUUGAUUGUGGCGCUAUAUCCUUCCUCGAUGUUGUUGGAGUGAAGUCCUUGCGGGUGAUUGUCAAAGAAUUCCAAAGAAUUGAUGUGAAUGUGUACUUUGCAUCACUUCAAGAUCAUGUGAUAGAAAAGCUGGAGCAAUGUGGUUUCUUUGAUGAUAACAUUAGGAAGGACACAUUCUUUUUGACUGUCCAUGAUGCUAUACUCUAUCUACAGAACCAAGUGAAAUCCCAAGAGGGUCAAGAAUCCAUUUUAGAAACGAUCACCCUCAUUCAAGACUGCAAAGAUCCUCUUGAAUUAAUAGAAGCAGAGAGGAUUGAAGAAGAGCUUGAUGUUCAAGAUGAGGCUAUGCGCAGACUUGCUUCCUGAAAGCAGGCUCAGGAGGGGCCCCUUUGAGCACAGACUGCAAGACAAAAUUUAUCCAAUCACAUCAUUCUAUGCAAACAUUUUCUGCAUUGACUAUUUCUUUGGACUUGAAACACCCAUUCUUUUUCUAGUAUAUAUAUUUUUUAAAUCUUCUAUUCUUUUAACCUCUUGACCAUUAAAAGAGAAGCACUAAGAUUUGUUUCUAGGCUUUAUUUAUAAAAUGAAUAGCUUACCUUUUAAAUGUGCAAAGUGGUGAGGAGAAUUGUUCGGGUGAUCUGGUAGUGUCCGGGAUCUGCUGAUGUUACAAUAUGGUGCUGAUGCUCCAUGAUAGACUUGUUAACAAUGUCCACGUGGGUGCUAGCGCCUCUGUUCAGUUGGUGUGAGUGUUGACCCUGUGGUCAGGUGAGUCAGGAAUGACUAAUAUAAAGAAAAAUGAGUUUUUAACUGACCUUAAAAUCCAUGAGCUGUACUGAUCACAGUGUAAAAUCACAUUCACUAAAUGCUGAAAUAAAACUAUGAAUGCAUUUAUCAACAAGGGGCUUCAAAACCACUUUUUGGUAAAUAACUCCAAGUUUUUAAAAUGCAAAUUUAGUUAGUACUUAAUAAUGAAAUGUUAUUCUAUGGAACCAGAUAUAUAACCAGAAUUCAGGGUCUCUUUCAUCCUGGACAUGAUUAACUUAAAAGCUACAGAACUGAGCUGAUAUUUGAGAAACAUUGAUACAGAGAAGUGAAACAAUAAGGGGAUUUUCAUGGUUUAUAAAAAUAAUUGUUCAAUAUGAUACUAAUCAUUGACUCACAAUUGAAAUGAAGGAAAACCUGACAGAUUAUCUAUUUUCAAAAUGCAGUUUUAAUUUAUCUUAGCCUAGAAAUGAUCUUUGUGUGGCAGUAUAUAUAGGUAUGGUCUAUUUAAAAUUUGCUAUUUUGAGCAAAAGAAAAAUUUGAUGUGUUUAUAAAACCAUGGUGAUUAAAAUGAGUUUGAAUUUUUUCUUUAAAAUUUUAGUAGUAAGCCAAGUAAAUGAUCUUUAACUGAACUCUGACUACUUUAAAAAAAAUACAAACUAAAAAUUGAACUGUCUAUAGCAGUUCAAAUGUUAUAGCAAAAAUGUUCUAUGUUUAAGAUGAGUUUUUAAAGAAAGUAUUCUAAAUGAACUCAAUAUAAAAAAUUUUGUUUGGAAUAUACACAUUGAAAAUAUAUAGGAUUUUUUCAAAAUCCAUAUUUUAAGCCCCCAAUUUUUAUUUUAUGUCAUUUAUUUUUACUUAUUCUUUUCUGAGUGCCAACAGUUUUCUAGGUAUUGUGCAUAACAUACAGGCUCUGGUCUUGUGGACUAUUCCCAUAUAUUUCAUGCUGGAGUGAAUGAAGUUGUACGUCAUUUGUAGAGAAAAAUAAAUACCCAGGUCCCCAAUUCAGACAAUGUCUUGCUUUAUUGAAAACUAUAGUUGCCUGACACCAGUACUUUAGUAGGUGGAGGCAAGAGGAUUGCCUGAGCCCAAAGAUUUGAGACCAGCCUGGGCGACUUGGCGAGAACUCGU
Messenger RNA from Carlito syrichta (Philippine tarsier), 3762 nucleotides. It is a transcript of the gene SLC26A4, whose product is annotated as solute carrier family 26 member 4. Gene Ontology annotation, molecular function: oxalate transmembrane transporter activity; bicarbonate transmembrane transporter activity; sulfate transmembrane transporter activity. The record is from RefSeq and is a predicted model, not a curated record. The transcript has 20 exons. Gene Ontology annotation, biological process: transmembrane transport. NCBI's taxonomy places the organism in Eukaryota, Metazoa, Chordata, Mammalia, Primates, Tarsiidae. Bases 1 to 2235 code for a protein of 744 amino acids. Gene Ontology annotation, cellular component: membrane.